CUCACUCACGCAACACACAAUACUUCCACCCUCACCAUUUGAGUUCAUAUCAUUCGUCUUCUUCUUCCAACGUGAAGCAAUCUCUGUGUUCGAAAUGGCUCGUACGAAGCAAACCGCAAGGAAGUCCACCGGAGGAAAAGCUCCGAGGAAGCAACUCGCCACGAAAGCAGCACGCAAGUCCGCUCCGGCGACCGGCGGCGUGAAGAAGCCACACCGUUUCAGGCCGGGUACGGUGGCGCUGAGGGAGAUCCGAAAAUACCAGAAGAGCACCGAGCUUCUCAUAAGGAAGCUUCCUUUCCAGAGACUCGUAAGGGAAAUCGCUCAGGACUUCAAGACCGAUCUCCGCUUCCAGAGCAGCGCUGUCUCCGCUCUGCAGGAAGCCGCGGAGGCCUACCUUGUUGGGCUGUUCGAGGACACCAACCUCUGCGCCAUUCACGCCAAGAGAGUUACCAUUAUGCCCAAGGACAUUCAGCUUGCUCGUAGGAUUAGGGGCGAGAGGGCUUAGGGUUUGUUCGUGUGAUGUACAAAGCUGUAGUACUUUCUUAGUGUUAUUGUUUUGUAAUCGAUUAUGAAACUUCUAUUUUCACUGUGACUGGAUUGGAAAAUCAUUUGUAGUAUGGAAAGUGUCAGUGGUGAAUCUUGAGAAUUACAUCGUCUUUGGUCUUUAA
This is a messenger RNA of Glycine soja, 668 nucleotides long. RefSeq names its product histone H3.2. Lineage: Eukaryota; Viridiplantae; Streptophyta; Magnoliopsida; Fabales; Fabaceae. The transcript has a single exon. The record is from RefSeq and is a predicted model, not a curated record. Gene Ontology annotation, cellular component: nucleosome. Bases 95 to 505 code for a protein of 136 amino acids. Gene Ontology annotation, molecular function: protein heterodimerization activity; DNA binding; structural constituent of chromatin.